AAAAGUUAAUUGAAACUGACCUAAAGCUCUUCUUUAAUUAUUCUAAAAAGGUAGAUCCGAUUAUUGCUGACUUAAGUAUCAGAGUGUAUACCCCGAGGUGGGUCCUCGGGGCUUCACAGGUUAUUUAGUUCAGUUAGGAUUUGUUAAUUUUAAGUCACGGUAGUGUUUAAGUCCUUGGAGUUGUCCAAGGCAGAUUUCGUAACCCAAUCUGCAGGAAGGUAUCCCUCCCUCUUGCAAAUCAUCUGAAGGCGCAAUUUCAAUUUUAAUCCAAUGUUCUUCCCACCAUCCACAAGGAGGUCGACCGUGAGGAAGGAGAGGGUCAUUGGGAAAGUCCUCAUUUCUUACUUUCAGCAAAGUAAGUGGCACACCCGCAUUCAGAUUUCACACGUGUGAGGCCACUAGAGGAUUUUUGGGGAAACAAUCCUUUUUUGGCACGCCCAGGGGGACCUCAUCGUGUCUUACUUACAGUUUUCAGAUCCAUUGUUCUUUUUUCCAAGAAAAGGCGUAAAUAUGCCACCAAAAAGAAACAUUGGGAAGGCUGCCCAGACUUUACAUAUUGGGCUUGGUGAAGGCAGUCCAGCACACUUAGAAGGAGAGAAUGAGCCAAUCAUUCCACCACCAUUGUCACCAAUACUUGGGAAGCAUUCUUUUGUCAAUCCUACCAUCAACAAGGAUAGUGAAUCUGGAGAUGAUGUUGCUCAAUCUGGCCGCUUCACAAUUCAGUGUGGCGAGGCCUCCGGUGAUGAUCAUCUGAAGCUCAAACUUUUUCCUAGUUCUUUAACUAGUACAGCUCUCACUUGGUAUCUGAGUCUGCCACAGAAUUCAGUUUAUACUUGGAGGCAGAUGAAGGACCUUUUCCAUAUCCAGUUUUACCGCAGUGAGCCAGAAGCCAGACUUAAGUGCAAAGUUGCCCUGCCAGAACAGGAAUUUGUCAAGUUGGCACAAAAUGGUUUGGACAUUGAGUUAAGGAAAAAGUUUGAGGGAAUGGAGCUUCGUGAUUUCUUUGAGUUGUCUUACAAGGUGGCUCGUUAUGAAAAUUUAUUGCGAGAGGACACACAAAAAAAAUUUGCAUCUCACGGGACUUCUUAUGGUGAUACUAACUUUGAUCUGGACGUGGCAGAAGUGUUGGCAGACAAGCCAGUUGUUUGCCCAGAUCUGAUUAAAGUGGAUAAAAUUGAUAAGGGAAUUCUGCGCUUUCCAGAUAAGACCAAAGAAACUAUGGGAGUUGAUGCAGAUCCAUUCCCUACCAUGUCUGUUGGGGUGAAUGCAACAGAUCUUAGAAGCAUUGCUAGAGACAGAACUCAGUCAUACUCUAGGCGCAGACUUGCAGUUGAAGAUCUGAGGUGGGUCAUUGAGGAGGUAAGGGCCCGCAGAAAUCAGGUCAGAUCAAGCUUAUAUCGAAGGAGACAGCCCAGGGGGCAUAACUCAACUCAACAGAAAAAUAAUGCAAAUCAGGGAACUACGAUAUCUAGACGCGCAGAAAAGCCCAGAAUGGUGAAACCACCACUCAGAUCUCCAAGAAAACGGUGGGAACGUGUGGUGAAAUUUGACGUGUCAGAUAAAGCGAAAAAUUCAUUAGAUGUAAUAUAUUUUGGUGAGUUUUUCGUGAAUCUAUCUUGCUUGGUAAUCACUCUUCCUUUGGUCUUUCAAGCAAGAGAGCAGUCAAAAUCUACAGUCUAUCACCAGACAGAUUUGACUAAGGAAGAAGAAGUCAUUGAGAUCCCAGCUAAGGAAGAUGGUGGCAUGGAUUUAGCAGAUAAAAUCAUUUUCCAAAAACCAGAAGAGAGGAUGGCCAAACGUAUCAGGCCAUUAUACAUUCAUGCACAUCUGGAUGGUAUACCGAUAAAUCGAGUUCUAGUUGAUAAUGGAGCAGCUGUCAAUGUUUUGCCAACUUGUAUUUUGCACAAAAUUGGCAAAUCAUUGGGUGAUUUAAUGGAGACAGAAGUGACAAUCAGUGACUUUACUGGUGGAGUAAAUCGCUCAAGGGGAAUUCUGCCAGUAGAACUUACCAUUGGAAACAGAACUCUCAUAACUAAAGUCAUGACAACAGAUGACAAGUCGUUCGUGGCAAAUACCAAUGCAGUGGAAGCUUGUUAUUAUGAUGAAGAUAUUGGGAUUAUCCGUUUCUUUGGGAUGGACUGCUAUGGCAGACCUUCUGGAAUUACUGCUUGCACCAGAUCUGCAAUGGACAGACAGACUGUGAAGGAAAUAAAUUCCAUGAAGAAGGACCGCAUUAAGCACCAGAAAAAAGAGGCCGUGGAAGAAAUCAAGAGAAAAUUAGCGGCCUACCUUGCAGAAAAACGAAUCUAUGUAGACAGAUCUGAGGUAGUCUAUGAAGGAGAAGAGGAUGACUCAAAGGAUCAAAUAACACUAGAGGAAUUAGAUCUGGCACUAGCAAAACUUGACGAUCUGAAGGCAGAAGUACAAGAUCCCCUGGAGGAGGUAAAUCUGGGUACUGAGGCAGAUUUGAAAAUUACUUUUAUUAGCGAUUCUCUUGAGCCGUGUUUGCGUGAUAAAAUCAUCAGUAUCUUGCAUGAAUACAAGGAUUGUUUUGCUUGGGAUUAUUCUGAAAUGCCAAGUCUGGACAGAAAUCUGGUGGAGCACAGAUUACCCAUUAAAGAAGACUUUAAACCUUUCAAACAACUGCCCAGACGAAUGUCUCCAAAAGUCACUUUGAAAGUCAAAGAAGAGAUAGAGCGGCUGUUGAAGGUUGGUUUCAUCAUAACUUCCAGAUAUGUGGAAUGGUUAUCUAAUGUGGUUCCCAUGGUUAAAAAGAAUGGCAAGUUGAGAAUCUGUAUAGACUUCAGAAAUCUGAAUCUGACAACACCAAAAGAUGAAUAUCCUAUACCUAUUGCAGAUUUAUUGGUGGAUGGUGCCGCAUGCCACCGAAUUCUGUCAUUCAUGGAUGGCCACAGUGGAUACAACCAGAUUUUUAUAGCAGAAAAGGACAUUCCAAAGACCGCUUUUCACUGCCCAGGAGCUAUUGGUAUGCAUGAAUGGGUGGUAAUGCCAUUUGGUUUAAAAAAUGCAUGUGCAACUUAUCAAAGAGCCAUGAACGCCAUCUUUCAUGACAUGAUUGGUCGUUUUAUGAAAAUUUAUAUUGAUGAUGUGGUUGUGAAGUCUAAUGAGGUCGAGGAGCAUUUGGUGCAUUUAAAGCUGGCUUUUGAAAGAAUGAGGAAGCAUGGUCUGAAGAUGAACCCUUUAAAAUGUGCAUUUGGCAUUUCUACUGGAAAUUUUCUGGGAUAUCUAGUGCAUGAGCGAGGUCUAGAAGUGAAUCAGAACAAGGCAAAAGCUGUUAUUGAAGCACAGCCACCAAGAAGAAAGACAAGAGUUUUUUCGCUGCUACUGAAGCUGAAAUCAGAAGCAUAUUUCAAAUGGGAGAGACACCAUCAGACCGCUUUUGAGGAAAUAAAGCAUUAUUUAUCAAAGCCGCCCGUCUUAGUGCCUCCUUUAAGAGGCAAACCUCUGAUUUUGUACAUAUCUGCCGCAGAUGAAUCUGUAGAUGUGAUAAAGUAUAUGUUGUCUCGACCACUGUUGAGAGGCAGAAUUGGAAAAUGGGUUCUGGCUUUGUCAGAAUUCAACCUGAAGUACAUGCCUCAAAAAGCUGUCAAGGGGCAAGCCUUGGCAAAUUUCCUAGCAGAUCAUCCGUGCCUGGAGGUAGAAGAAUAUGAGGAAAAAGGAAUUGUUAUUAUUUCUCCAACUGGUUUGAAAACCCAGAUGUCAUUUCAACUAGAUUUCAAUUGCACCAACAACCAAGCUGAAUAUGAGGCAUUGAUUAUUGGGUUGGAAGUGUUGGUAGAACUUAAGCUCUUGGAGGAAUUUGAUGAUGUAAUCUUGAGGCAUGUUACUCGAGAUCUGAACACAAAAGCAAAUGAGAUGGCACAAAUCGCCUCAGGCUUAAAAAUCCCAAAAGGCGUGAUCAGCAAAAUUAUUGUUGUGGAAAAACGAAUUCUACUAUCUAUUCACAUGCGUGAUUACUUUACCAAGUGGGUGGAAGCAAAGCCAAUGAAGAAGGUUGACCAGACCGAUAUUAUUAAAUUUCUUAAAGAAGAAAUCAUUUACAGAUUUGGUUUGCCAGAAACAGUGACUUCAGAUCAGGGAACAGUUUUCAUUGGUGCACAAGUUGAGAUGUUUGCAAAAGAAAUGGGGUUUAGGUUACUCACUUUAACCCCUCAUUAUGCUCAGGCCAAUGGUUAAGCUGAAGCUUCCAAUAGAAUUGUGAUAAAUCUGCUUGAAAAAAUGGUUGAUGAUAAUCCAAGGCGUUGGCAUGAGCUGUUAUCUGACACAAUCUGGGCUUACAGAACUUCACAAAGGAGUUCUACCAAGGUAACUCCUUUCUCUUUAACUUAUGGACAUGAUGCUGUUCUGCCCAUGGAGUUGUCUACUAGAUCAUUGCGUAUAGCAAUUCAACAUAGUCUCACUUUUGGAGAAUAUAAUGAGGCAAUGAUU
This is a messenger RNA of Rubroshorea leprosula, 4449 nucleotides long. Lineage: Eukaryota; Viridiplantae; Streptophyta; Magnoliopsida; Malvales; Dipterocarpaceae. The record is from the annotation of a GenBank genome assembly.